Messenger RNA from Ficedula albicollis (Collared flycatcher), 6177 nucleotides. RefSeq names its product gamma-glutamyltransferase 7 (gene GGT7). Gene Ontology annotation, molecular function: glutathione gamma-glutamate hydrolase. Bases 118 to 1857 code for a protein of 579 amino acids. The record is from RefSeq and is a predicted model, not a curated record. Gene Ontology annotation, cellular component: plasma membrane. NCBI's taxonomy places the organism in Eukaryota, Metazoa, Chordata, Aves, Passeriformes, Muscicapidae. The transcript has 17 exons. Gene Ontology annotation, biological process: glutathione catabolic process.
AAAGCAGAGUCCUUCCUGCAGCGGAGCGAGUGGAUGUUCUGAGGCCUCCAGUUUGCAGACCCAGAGUCCUUCCUGAAGUCUGCACGGCUCCAGCGCCUGCCCUCGUCCUCCUCAGAGAUGGGAAGCCAGGAGGUGUCCCCUCUGCAGGAGACCAGCAAGGACCCCUUCUCUGGGGACUGCAGCUGCCGGCAGGACGGGCUGACCGUCAUCAUCACCGCCUGCCUGACCUUCGCCACCGGCGUCACCGUGGCCCUCAUCAUGCAGAUCUAUUUUGGGGACCCUCAGCUGUUCCAGCGCGGGGCCGUGGUGACGGACGCGGCGCGCUGCACGGCGCUGGGCACCCGCGUGCUGGCCCGGCGCGGCUCCUCGGUGGACGCGGCCAUCGCCUCGGCCCUCUGCGCCGGCAUCGUCAACCCCCAUGCCUCGGGGCUGGGCGGGGGCGGGGUGAUGUUGGUCCACGACAUCCGCAAGAACAGGAGCUGGGUGAUCGACUUCCGUGAGGUGGCUCCCCUGGGCAUCCCGCUGGAAGGGGACCUGCAGCAGGACACCAAGCCAGGUCUGCUCGUGGGGGUGCCAGGCAUGAUCCAAGGAAUGCACCAGGCACACCAGUUACAUGGCAGGCUCCCGUGGUCCGAGCUGCUGGGCCUCACGGCCGGCGUCGCCCAGAACGGCUUUAACGUCACACAUGACCUGGCCAAAGCCCUGAGUGAACUGAAGGACCUGAACUUCUCUGACCGAUUCCACGAGCUCUUCCUGCCGGGUGGGCAGCCCCUGCUGCCUGGAAUGUUCGUCCGGCGCCCGGACCUCGCGGCCGUGCUGCAGCUGCUGGGGGCAGAAGGGGUCUCAGCCUUCUACAGCGGAAACCUGACCCAGGAGAUUGUCUCUGAGGUCCACAACUAUGGAGGAGUGUUGGUGGAGGAAGAUUUCAGCAAUUACAGUGUCACUGUGGAGGAGCCCGUGCACACAAUCUAUCGAGGGCACCUUGUUUUCACCCCCCCACCUCCACAUGCAGGUCCUGCACUGAUCACAGCACUGAACAUUCUCGAGGGCUUUAACAUCACAAGGCAAGGAUCCAGAGGGAAUAUCUUACACUGGAUAGCAGAGACACUAAAAAUAGCCCUGAGCCUGGCGAGCAACCUGGGAGACCCAUCUGGUGACGUGUCUGUCACUCACACAGCAGAGGGCAUGGUGAGUCAAUCAGAAGCCAGUUCCCUGCGGCAGCUGAUCAAUGGCUCCCAGUCCUUCCCGCCCGAGCCGCGCUCGGCCCUGCAGAGCGGCAGCGCCGCCAGCCAGGUCCUGGUCAUGGGCCCUGACGACUUCAUCGUCGCCGUGGUCAGUUCUUUGAACCGUCCCUUUGGCAGUGGAAUAGUAACACCCUCUGGAAUCCUCCUGAACAGCCAGAUGUUGGACUUCUCCUGGCAAAAUAAAACAAUGAACCACUCCAUUCCCAGGCUGCAAAACCUCCUUCAGCCUCGGAAGCGGCCGCGGUCCUUCCUGCUGCCCACCAUUGUGAGGCCCUCUGAGGGGAUGUGUGGCACCUACCUGUGUCUGGGAGCCAACAACGGGGACAGAGCCCUGAGCAGCAUCGUCCAGGUUCUGGUAAAUGUUUUAUCGUUCCACAAGAAUCUGAGUGAAAGUUUGUCACUCGGUCGACUGCACCCCCAGCUUCAGUCCAACACCUUGCAGGUUGACAGUGAGUUUCCUGAAGAAGAUAUUGAAUUUCUUGUGGCCAGAGGCCAUCAGGUGGAAAAAGUCCCAGUGGUAUCCCUGGUUCAUGGGGCCAGGAGAACCAACAGUUUCAUCAUUGGCCUGCAGGACCCCAGGAGUGCAGAUGCUGCUGGGGCCACAACCUUGUAGCAGCUCCCAGGGCCCUGUUCUGUGCCCAGGGCUGACACACAAGCCCAGUGAUGUGCAUGUUCUGAAGUGGCCCCUUCUCCAGCCCUGCACACUGCUGGGAAGAGGUUCUGCACUAACCACCCUGGCAGUACCAGAGGACAGCACCAAUAUCCAGCUCUCUUUUGAUUUCUCUGUUAUUUGGAUUGCAAGCAGCCCCACCCUUGUUACUGGAGUGGCAGGAGCACUUUUCUUUUGGCAGUCUUGCUAAUAGUUCAGUCUUUCCAAAGCCCAGUUCUAGCCAGCAUCUUACUUUUAGGGAUCAGGAGCAUGAGCAAGGGAAAAAACAGCUGCUGCUGCUGCUGUAAGUUUUGAUGAUGAUUAUUCUCAUCUCCCUGUGUUUCCCAAGUUCCUUCUUUGCCUCCAGUGUAAGUCAGUAAUUAAUAGAGCCUAGUAGUGUUUGUAGGUGCCUGCAGCUGGAAUACUGGGGAGUCCUCUAAUACUCCAUCUGAGCCACCUGAUUUUUACCAGCAUGCAGCAUCCCAGGGAAGUUCCUGUGCUCACAUCACUACAUACCUUGAAUUUUGGCAGUAAAUGUUUUGAAUCCAGUUGCUGCACAGACUCACUGGCAAUCUGACUUUGUAACCAGAGCAAUGGUUAUCAACAGCUCUACCAAAUUCUUCCUCUAACAACUUGUGCAUCUCCCAGUAGUUUUCUUACAGAGGUUCAACCUUGUCACUGAUUAAUGGUGAUGAGGUUUAACUUAGACAUUUUUUGGAGAUAUCUUAGCAGUACUCCACAGAGUUGUGAAAAACCACAGAUCAUGGACUGAAGACCACGUGGAGAGCAUUUGGGUGGGUUCAGAGCUUUACCUCCACUGCCUUAUCUCAGCCUGUUCCAAAAGCCUGGGUCAUUCCUACAGAGAGGCUUGGGAAUUUUUGCUGACUGAAUUAAUGGCUGUACUUUAGCUCUGUGUUUUAGUCCUAGUGAAUCUAUUGGAAAAGCUGAAGAGAGUGAGAGAAAAAGUACAAACCAAACUAAACACUACCAAGAUAAUUUUCUGUCCACAGCAUGUAGUGAAAAUAAAAGAAUGCUCUUGCAUUUCGUGUCUGAAAUUGAGAAGGGAAGAAUACCCCAGCUGACAUCUGCACCUGGUCAUUCAGCCCACAUUUGGAGAUUUCCUGUUUUUUUUUGCUGGCAAGUUUGAAUCACUUGGCACUAAAAAAAUCUGGAGUUUGAUCAUGUUCUGCAGUCUAAAAUGUGAUGUUUUCCUUCAUGAUGCAAAUGAACCCAUGGCCACUGUACAUAUUAUAUAUGUAUGUCUGCUUAUGGUUGUCUUGCUCUUUGAUUUGAUGAUCAUAACACUCACCUUAACCUUCCUCCCCAGGCACCUUGUGACACCUUGUUUGUGCCACCCUCUAGCACUCAAUGCCAUGGGCUGAUUUUGGGGUAGUCAGGGCCACAGGGCAGAUAAUUGGACUAAUUGUUCCUGCCACCUGAGAGCUGUGGAUCUCAGAGCACUGCAGUGAAGCACGUUGGGCUGAGUGAGAGCAGAGGUGUUUUCGUGCUCUGCUGAAGUGCAGCCACCCGUGAGAGGAGCACAGCAGCUCCCACUGCAGGACCAUCAGCAGCAUUUCCUGUUCCUAGUGCAUCCAUGCCCUCAGCUGGGACAGGGGAAGCACGAUCUGUGAUGUGCUCUGUGCUACCAAGAAGAGAAUUUCUUCACCACAGGGGCACCAAAUCUAUUAUUUAUUUCUCCAUCAUCAGCACUAGAGUUGGUCAGUGCCUGAGGACAGGGAGCUUGUAAAUGUGUCUUGGAGCAGAACUCUCCAGGCUCCACAGGAAGGGCAGGAGGCAGUUUUGUGUGUUGAACCUUUCUGGAGAUGAUCUGGGUGUUUCUGCUCUGUCCCAGCCCAGAUCUGUCCCUUGGGCAUGGAGGUUCUCUAUGAGCAACUGCAAAAUACGUGGAAGAGUCACUGUCAGUGCAGGGCUUUGCAUGAAAUGUCACAAAACACUUUAAAAGAUUAAAUUCCUCCUUUUUAAUCUAAUUCACCAACUCCUGAUGCUGGAGAGUGUGUAUAUAUGUUUGGGAGUAAAAGACUUUGGUCUUCAUUCAAAAGGGCACUCCUAUGUCUCAAAGUACAAUUUCACAGAAAUUAGCUAGAAUCUUAAAAUAAAGCAUGUUCCAAAGUGUUCUUCUGGAUCAUGGCCUGCAUUGCAAAAAAAAAGAAAAAAUUGAAAAUAAUUGGAAGAUGAGACCUAUGCCCCUGGGUUUUGGCCAAGAGAAGUAAAGGUAUUCCAAAUUAUUUAUCUUUUUUUUUCUGUUUAAAAGCAGCAUCAGUUUAGCAUAGAUGUACCCAACAUGGACAUCUUUUAUUUUCUAACUGGCCCUAUGUUUCUAGUAUUUUGAGCCCAUCUGCUGUGAUCUGAUGAAUUUAACAUCUAAUGAGUUAAAGAUCUGAUAAAUUUAACAUGAGGUACCAAGAAAUACCUGUUGUUUCCCUUGGUAUAGGUGAGAUGGACAUUGUGAAAUAAGGGGCUGUAUUGCAGAGAUGUGUGUGUUCAGAGUACCUGUGCUGAUUUCAGCCUGGCAUCUGACAGCUCUGAAGCAGAAUUUGUCCUGAAACUUUGUCAUGGAUGUCUCAAUGAGGAGCUCAGAACACAAAAUACAAAGAGGCUGAGAAUAACAGUAACGAUUUUAAAAGGAACAAAUUAAACACAAAGAAAGUAAAUACAUUUUUUAAAGAUGCCUUUACUAAAUAUGACAAAUCAUAACCUGGAAUGUGGCCAGCUUGUUUCUGCCCAGGUUUGCAGUGCUCCCUGUCAGCGUGUGCUGCUUUCACAUGAGGUUAAACUGGAGCCAGGCUCUGCCACUGAGCAUCAUCAGUUUAUCCAUGUCUCUCCCAAGGGCUGAACCUCUCGAGCACAGGUGACAAAUGCCUGGUGGCUUUGGGCACUGCUGCUCAGCUGGGCACAGUGAGCAGCCGGAGGGGGACGGGGCAGGAGGCAGCAGUGCCCUUUCAGCACAGGGAUGAGGAUGCUUUGGUUGGGCUGUGCCGUUCUGUUCCCAUCACUGUCCCAUUGAGGCCCAGACCUGGGGAGGGGCUGGAGCCUGCCUUGCUCCCAGCGCUCUGGGGGAGGCAGGGGCUGCUGGGGCGCUCAGUCACUGCUGGUGUGGCUUGGCACACGACAAGGGACCCCUGGGCACAGCUGUGGGACCUGCUGAAGAGCAGCCCUGGGCACAGCAGUGGUUCCUUCCCCCGGGGCAGCGGGUGCUGCCAGAGCAGGGGAGGGCAGAGAGCAGCCGCUGCUGCCAGAGCUGGGGCAGCAGCUUCGGGUCCCCCCUCUCCAGGGGUGAUGACCAGCGUCCCGCAGCUCUGCCAGUGUCACCCUGAGGGCUCUCUCAGCUGGGGCAGCAAGUCUGAAAGUGGCACUGAGUGCCGGCCGGCCGGGUCACCCUCUGGGUACCUGCUGGAGACUGUGCCCAGAUCAUCUCAGAGCCUCCUUCCACUGCUGCCCAACUCGAGGGGGAUGAGCCGGGAGACAAAGGGGAGUCAGGCCUCGGUAAACACCCUGAGAGGAGACUUGCAUCUCUUUUAUGAAUAUCAAAUAGGGAUUGGUACAGUUUUGCAAAGAGUCAGAUGGAGCAGGAAGAUCUCCUGUAGCACCUAGGCGUUUUCAGCAGUUUUGGAAAGCUGGCAGUUGGCACCUAGCCAGGGCAAAGAAAGCUCUGUCAGGCAGAGUUGGUUUCAGAGAGGCAGGGCACCAUUAAAAAUGGGGCACACUUGUGUGGAGGCAGGUGUAGUAGGAGCACCGAAGCACUGACACACACUGCCCUUGAAGGGCUCUCCAGUGAUCACAGCAUUUUUAGGUGCAGAUGGUCCUGGCAGAGCUGACCCGGGCUGCCUGUGAGGAGCAUCCCAUGUUAAAACAGCUCCUGGGCAGCCAUGGACCUUCACCCACCAGGACUGUUCCUGGCACAGCCAGGACUCCCCACCCAGCAGGUUUCACCUUUUCGUAUCGUCAGAGUCGAAGAGCAGAGAUUAACUCCUGUGUAACCUGAGUUAACCUGGGUGCCUUGCCCACCACAUCUGUGGCCAAUUGUCCACCUCUCUCACCACACAGUUUAACAAAACACCAGCUCCAAAGUGAUAGUGACUGCAAUGCAACAGAUCUCCCUCCCUUCUCUCCAAGUGAGCAUUGUAGCGGUGUUAGAGCAGAAAUUAUUUUGUUCAAGUGUACCAGUUUGAAAACAGACCAGUGGGAAAUCCCGAGUCAGAACUACAAUUUAAUAGGAAAAUUAAAAUAAAAUGCAGUAGUACAAAAACACUGACAGAGUCAGAA